Messenger RNA from Myodes glareolus (Bank vole), 1544 nucleotides. NCBI's taxonomy places the organism in Eukaryota, Metazoa, Chordata, Mammalia, Rodentia, Cricetidae. The record is from RefSeq and is a predicted model, not a curated record.
CUCUCUACGCAUCUGUCUUGUUUUCUCUGGUGGGGAUAAACUUAGGGCCUCUAACCUGUGAUAGAUUUACGGUCCCAUUUUUGCAUUUUGGCUUCUGAGACAGGGUCUGCCUAAGUUGUUCAGACUGGCCUUGAAUUCAUUCUGUGAAUUCAGUCUUCAAAUGUGUAUUCCUCUUGCCUCAGCUCUGGGUAGCUGGAAUUACAGCCUGUGCCCCAGGUCCAGCUCUAAGUUUAUUUUACUGUGCUGUUGUCUGCCUUGCUUCCCAUGCUGUCUGAUGGCCUCAGUGAGCUGAGGUUGUGGCGGCAGGGGGUGAGUGCUUAUCAUGCUUUCUUAGUUUGGUAAAAUUAGCACAGAUGUAAUUUUCCCCACCUCUGUAUUUCUCAGUUGGAUUAUCCUCUAUUAGAGGUUCUAUCUAUUUUAAUACAUGACUGCUUUUUUUUUUUCUGAAGUUGAGAACGCUCAUCUUUUCACCAGGUCCCUUCCAUGAGUCUGAUUUGCCAGCAACACUCUCUGCACACUUUGGGACCGGUAUGCUGUAGCUUAGUCACUGUGAGGCAGUGCCCAGGCAAUGCACAAGGGUGACAUGAGAGCGCAUGUAGCUAUCACAGUGCAUAGUCGUCAUGGGAGUGCUGGUUGCCGCCUGAUGGCAGGCAGGGAAGGACAGUGUGUUGCUUACAGUGACAUGCCUAUUCAAACUUACUGCUUCUUUCUGGGAUUUUUCAUGUAUGUUCUUAUGCCUCGGUUGGUUUUUAGGUAACUGUAGUUGCAAAACUUAAAACUGUGGCAAAAGGCAGCUGGUGUAUAUUUUCAUCAAUUGUCCAAAAUCUAAUUGGCAAAAUGAUAUUGCAGUCCUUUUAUUUGCAAAUUACACUAACAGGGACACCUCUGAGAGUUACUGAACGAAUUGCAUAGGAUCAAUAGCUGAUGAUACAAACUUUAUUGUUUGUAGAUCUAGGACACUUAGAAGGCUGGCGUUAGCAAAGCAACUUGCUAAGGUCUCAAAGCAUGUUUUAUGUGCCACCAUCAUUAGAGUCAAGUCCCACUUUGUGAAUGUCCUCAUAGCAUACACAAAACUGGAAGUACAGAUAUGGCAGGAAAACCUUAAAGUUUUCUGCUGGCUUCUUCUCUGCCUUAGUCUUUGUGAUAUUUCAUUAUAUUUUAAUAAAUAAAACUUGCCUGGGGAUCAGAAAAGUAAAACAACCACUCAGCCUUAUAGACCAGGUAGCAAUAACACACACCUUUAGUCCGCCUGCUCGCCGCCAUCAUGGACACGAGUCGCGUGCAGCCCGUCAAGCUCACUAGGGUAACCAAAGUGCUGGGCAGGACCAGUUCGCAGGGACAGUGCAUGCAGGUACAUGUGGAAUUUAUGGAUGACACCAGCCCCUCCAUCAUCCGAAACGUCAAAGGUCCUGUUCGAGAGGGAGAUGUGCUCACCCUAUUGGAGUCAGAAAGGGAGGCUCGGAGGUUGCGCUGACCUUCCUGCUGGGUCCUGAGUAUCCACCACUUGGCCCAUGAUGACCUGCGACUAUUAAAUAAAGCAUUUA